AUGGAGCGGGCAGCGGCCGGCGCGGCGGAGCUGCUGUCCGAGGCAGCGGCGGCGGCGGCCGAGGGGCGGCUGGCGGCGGCAGAGGAACUCUACAGCCGCUGCAUCGCCCGGUGCGCGGGGGCCGGCGCCGGCCGCGACCUCGCCACGGCCCUCAACAACCGGGGACAGAUCAAGUACCUCCGGGUGGAGUUCGACGCCGCCAUGGAGGACUACACGGCUGCCAUCGAGUGCCAGCCCGGCUUCGAGGUGCCCUACUACAACCGGGGCCUGGUGCUCUACCGGCUGGGAUGCUUUGAUGAGGCCAUGAGAGAUUUCAGGAAAGUAUUAGAGUUAAACCCUCAGUUUGAAGAUGCUGCAUCGAGUCUAAAACAGACUAUUCUUGAUAAAGAAGAAAAACAAAAGCGGGGUUAUUGAAAAUGCAGCUAGUGGAGUGAAAAUGUUUUGCUAAACUUGUGAUUUUUGUCACUGAUGGGUGGACCACAAGAUCAUUUAUGUCUAUUACGACCUGCUGAAGAAAUCUUGUGCUUGGGUAAAUAAGUGAAAAAUGGAUUAUGGUUGCGAAAGAAGCUAUUUUUGGAUAUCGUUGAUGUUGAGAUGUGAGAUGCUUGCACAGAUUUUGUACAGAGGUGCUUCAUAAAGAUGUCAGAAGCUCAGUAACAGCAAAUGAAGUCUAUAGUUCUGUUAUUAAAGCUCUGGUUUUGUACUCUUCCACUGAAGCUAUAUAAAAGAUUUAAAUACUUCAGAUUGGAGCUUGUGAGAAGCACAGUAAUUUAAUCGUGCAUUUAAACAUAGAGAUCUUUUUAAGUAACACAGCCUCUAUCUUGCAUAAGGAAUGUGGUUGGAGAACUCAGUCCUUCCUGUGCUCAUUUUUUCCUAGAGGUAGUUCUGCAUCACCUAAACAGGUUGCGUUUUGUAGUCUCAUGGUUAAAGUACUGGACAGAUUAAUAAUUGGAUGAAUACAAAUGAACAUGUGCUUUUUAUCUCAUGGUUGUCUGCAGUGAGCUUAUGGUAGAGAAUGUUGUUGGGCUGUUCACAGUAGGAAUCGGAGCUUUCUCGUUUUUACUGGAAAAAUCAAUUGCUUCUAAAAUAUAGUAUGAAAACUCUGAUUGAGCUGGCCUCACAGGUCACUUCAGUCCUCAUGGGAUAGCAGGGACAUUGCUGAAAUCUAUAAACCAUCAACAAGAUGCACCCUUAGUCCUUGGUUGCAACACAAGUCCUAAUAAAAGAAACACUCUUUGAUUGCC
Messenger RNA from Colius striatus (speckled mousebird), 1244 nucleotides. It is a transcript of the gene TTC32, whose product is annotated as tetratricopeptide repeat domain 32. The transcript has 3 exons. Lineage: Eukaryota; Metazoa; Chordata; Aves; Coliiformes; Coliidae. Bases 1 to 414 code for a protein of 137 amino acids. Gene Ontology annotation, molecular function: protein binding. The record is from RefSeq and is a predicted model, not a curated record.